Molecule: messenger RNA, 7927 nt
Organism: Notechis scutatus (mainland tiger snake)
Lineage: Eukaryota; Metazoa; Chordata; Lepidosauria; Squamata; Elapidae
Source: RefSeq, a predicted model, not a curated record
CCUCUUCCGAUUCAACGGCCUCUCGCUGGUCUACCUUCUCUACCUCCUGCUCCUGCCGUGGUUCCUGGGCCCCACGGAAGACACCAUCCAAGGUCACACUGGACGCCUCCUCCGAGCUGUCUUAGGAACCAGCAUCCUUUUCCUUCUCGCUCAUUUGGUCUUCCAAAUAUGCCUUUACACUGUGCCCGACUUGGACCAGCUCCUCGGAAGCAACUGCAGCACAUGGGAAACUCUGGCUCAGCACAUUGGGGUCACCAGGCUGGACCUAAACGACAUCCCCAAUUCGGUGCGCUUGGUAGCCCCCGACCUGGGCAUCCUGCUGGUCUCUGCCAUCUGCCUUGGCGUUUGCAGCCGCUUGCAGCCAGUCAGGGAGGUCAUCCCCUGGAGUCGCCCGUCCGAAUGCCCCCUCCCCCAAGAACAGGAAGAAGCAGCCAUUGAUGAGGGCCACUCAAAGUCCCACGGAGGGACUGACUCUCAGGCCCCAGGCUCGCCAAGGCGACGGACACAGCUGGCUGCUCGGCUCCGGGUAAAGGCUCACGGGCUCUUGAUGGCCGUUGGAAAGAUCUUGGCUGUUGUGUUAAUUGCCCUGGCAGGGAUCACCUUGCCCUCGGCCUUCUCCAGUGUCUACUACCUGCUGUUUGUGGGCCUCAUGACCUGGUGGGCCUGCCACUUCUCCAACAGCCAGCUGGCCUUCAAUGCUUUGUGCAUCAUGGUGGAUAUCUUUGCUGGCGGCCACCUCAUUUGCCUGUACAGCUACCAGACCCCCUUCAUGCAGGAAACCCUUCCGCCCGCUGGCCUCUGGGCACGAUUGUUUGGGUUGAAGGCCAUCAUCCUCCCUGUUGGCUGUAACCAGACCAACAAGCUGCUGCUGGAUGUCAACCACCCCUGGCCCGUCUAUGCCAAUCCAGGCAUCCUCUUGCUGCUCUGUUACCUUUUGGCUACCUUGGUGAAGCUCCGAAGGUUGCACUUCUCUGAACAGAGGGAUUCCGAGUCUUCAACCUCAGAGCUUCUGGAGCUGGAAAACCGGCCAAAGAACAAAGACCACCUGCCUGAAGAUGCCAAGCCGAUGCUGGUCCAGGAGUCUGAGGCUUCUGGGACAGAGGACCCCACCGUGCAUGGAAUGGAGGAAACCGAUCACUCAGCCCUCCGGAAACGGAAGCCUCCCCGGGAGAAGAUGCAGCUGCUUCAUUCCUUGGGCCACGUCGUCCUGAAGCAGAGCUACGUUUGCGCCCUCAUCGCCAUGAUGGUGUGGAGCAUCACCUACCACAGCUGGCUGACCUUCGUGCUGUUGCUCUGGGCGUGCCUCAUCUGGAUCGUGCGCAACCGGCACCACUUCGCCAUGCUCUGCUCACCCUUCAUCCUUCUCUACGGCGUCGCCCUCUGCAGCCUGCAGUAUGUGUGGGGCAUGGACCUGGAGCCCGAGCUGCCCACCAAGGUCGGCUUCAUGCCCCUGGACCAGCUGGGGCUGGUGCGGCCUCCCUACCCCUGCCUGGACCUGGGGGCUAAGCUCCUUUACACCUUGACCUUUUGGCUUCUGGUGCGACAAUUUGUGAAGGAGAAGCUGCUGAAAAAGAAACCUCUUCCUGCCCCUCUGAUGGAAGUGAUGGUUAUCGAGGCAGAGCCAGACCCCAAGCACGAUGUCCUGAAAGUCCUGGGCAACCAUGUGAAGGGCUUCUACGCCAAAUUCUGGAUCUUAGUCUGUGCAGGCAUGUUCAUUGUGGUCAGCUUUGCUGGACGGCUGGUGGUCUACAAAAUUGUCUACAUGUUCCUCUUCCUCUUGUUCCUCACCCUCUUCCAGGUUUACUACGAUCUCUGGCGGAAACUCUUGAAGGCCUUCUGGUGGUUUGUGGUGGCUUACACCAUGCUGGUCCUUAUAGCCGUUUACACCUUCCAGUUUGAGGACUUCCCCAUGUACUGGAGGAACUUCACCCAUUUGACCGAUGAACAACUGGGUGACCUUGGCUUGGAGCAGUUCAGUGUCACGGAGCUCUUCUCCAGCAUCUUCAUCCCUGGCUUCUUCCUGCUGGCCUGUAUCCUUCAGCUCCACUACUUCCACCGGCCGUUCAUGCGCAUCACUGAUCUGGAGCGCGUCAUCUCACCACGGAAGGGAGAGAUUAGUGGGAGGCAGGAGCUGCUCCAGGCUGAAGGUGGCAUAGGAGAAGACCCUGAGCCAACUGAUGACGUUGAUGCCUCUUCUGAAGAGGGUGUACCCAGCAAGUGGGGCCUGGUGCUGCAGCGUCUCUCGGUGUUGGGGAGGAGCUUCUCAGACAUCCUUGGCCACAUCCGGGUCUUUGUCCUGCGCCUGCUGGAGCUGCACAUUCUGAAGUUGGUGGCUCUGUACAUCCUGUGGGUUGCUUUGCAGGAGGUGUCGGUGAUGAACCUGCUGCUGGUGGUGCUGUGGGCCUUCGCAGUGCCCUACAGCCGCUUCUGCCACAUGGCCUCCUGCCUCUCCACCAUCUGGGCCUGCAUCAUCAUCGUCUGUAAGAUGCUGUACCAGUUGAAGGUUGUCAACCCACAAGACUACGACAGGAACUGCAGCUUGCCUCUGCUCAAUGAGACCAACCUCCAGGCAGAGGAGAUCGGCAAUUCUACCCUCUACCAAGGCCCUGUAGACCCAGCAAAUUGGUUUGGUAUUCGCAAGGAAUAUCCCAACCUGGGUUACAUCCAGAACCACCUGCAGGUUCUGGUCCUGCUGGUUUUUGAAGCGGUGGUGUAUCGAUGCCAGGAAUACUAUCGCAAGAAGCACCAGCUGGUGCCUCCGCUCACCCAGACCGUCUUUGAAGAUGCAACACGCCAGAACCUAGAUCAAGGCUUGCUGAACUGCGUCAAGUACUUCACCAACUACUUCUUCUACAAGUUUGGCCUUGAGAUUUGCUUUCUAGUGACAGUGAACGUGAUAGGCCAGCGCAUGAACUUCAUGGUGAUCUUCCAUGGAUGCUGGUUGGUUGUCAUCCUGACCCGGAGGCGACGUCAGGCCAUUGCCAAGCUCUGGCCCAAGUACUGUCUCUUCCUGGCUCUCUUCGUCAUCUUCCAGUACCUUCUCUGCGUUGGGAUUCCUCCAGCUCUCUGCAUUGAUUACCCCUGGAGGUGGAGCCCCACGCUUCCCAUUACCUCCGUUCUCAUCAAAUGGAUGUACUUGCCCGACUUCUUCACGAAACCCAAUUCGCUCAAUCUCAUGAGUGACUUCCUCUUGCUCCUCUGCGCGUCUCAGCAGUGGAAAGUUUUUGUCAACGAGCAAACGGAGGAAUGGGUGCAAUUGGCUGGGGACAACCGGGAGCAGCUGGAGCCCCUGCAGGGGCAGGCAAACCCCGUGCCCAAUUUUGUCAACUGCAGGUCCUACCUAGACAUGGCCAAGGUGUGUGUGUUCCGCUACCUCUUCUGGUUCGUCUUGGUCAUUGUCUUUGUCGCUGGGGCCAACCGCAUCAGCAUCUUUGGCCUGGGCUACCUGAUGGCCUGCUUCUACCUGCUGCUCUUUGGCACCACCAUGUUGCGCUGGUCCCUGCGUGCCCGGCUGAUCCUCUGGGACUGCCUGAUUCUCUACAACGUGAUGGUGAUCAUUGCCAAGAAUAUGCUCUCGCUCCUCUCCUGCGUCUUCGUCCAGCAAAUGCAGAACAACUUCUGUUGGGUCAUUCAGCUCUUCAGCCUGGCCUGCACCGUCAAGGGCUACUAUGACCCCAAGGAUGCGGCCAACAACCAGGACUGUGUGCUGCCUGUGGAGGAAGCCGGCAUCAUCUGGGACAGCAUCUGCUUCGUCUUCCUGCUCCUCCAGCGCAGGGUCUUCCUCAGCUGCUACUUCCUGCAUGUCUGGGCUGACCUCAAGGCCUCGGCCCUGCAGGCCUCCAGGGGCUUCGCCCUCUUCAAAGCCAGGAUGGUCAAGCAGAUGAUGGCUCACCACCAGGCUGAGAAGAAGUCCUUGGUCCAACUGAAGCGGCAGAUGCAACGGAUCCGAGCCAAGCAGGAGAAGUACCACCAGGGACAGCUGGCCAGGGACUCGGAAGAGGCCACGGAGGCAGACACGCCAGCCUCUGGUGCCAAGAAGGACCCUGGCCAGCAAAGGAAGCGCUGGUGGCGCCCGUGGUUGGAUCAUGCCACAGUGCUGCACUCGGGGGAUUACUUCUUGUUUGAGACGGACAGCGAAGAGGACGAAGAAUCACCUGUGGAGGAUCCAAAGCCCCCAAAACAAAGCGCCUUCCAGCUGGCCUACCAGGCCUGGGUCACCAGCACGAGAACGGUGCUUCGUAAGCAGCGGCGCCAGGAGAAAGAGGAACAGGAGACGGAUCCAGCUGAAGGCACCUCUUCCCCAGGGGAGGGGACCAAAGAGGAGACUCCCCCAGGUGAAUUGCCAGAUGAGAGACACAGCCAGGAGGAGGAGGAAGAGGAAGAGGAAGAGGAGGAAACUCCAGGCAAGAGCAACGUUCUGCAGCGGGGACUGAACGCCCUGCGCUUCCUGUGGGUGCUGUGCCAGGCGACGGUGGAGGGCUUGACCCGGUGGCUGAGGGCCCUCACCAAGGACCACGAGCACCUCUCCACCGUCCUGGGCCUGGAGAGGUUUGUGCUCACCCAGCAGCUGGACCAGGCAGAGGAGGUUCACAGAGGCAUCCUGGACAGGUUGUACCAGCCGCCCCCGCCGGCCGACAACACCUCGCAGGACACGGCCUUGCCUGGGACGGCAGGCGUAUCGCCCAACAGCAUGGCUUCCAGCGGCUGCGAUGGGGGAGAGGUUUUCAGUGCUGCCAGCACUGGCUACAACUCUCGAAGCGCCAGUGAGGAGCAAAUUCCAGCUGUGGAUCUUCCGGACAACGCAGGACUCCUUCCCAGCAACUCCCAGGAGCUGCUGACUUGUGCCAAGAGUCGCCCCCGCACUGCCAGCGAAUUGCUACUGAGCAGAUGUGUCUCUUUCGAAGAGCUGGAGGAAUCUGAGCAGUUCUACCACUCCCAAAACCGCUUUGUGCAGCUGCUGGUGGCCUGUUACCACUUUGUGGCUGGGCACUCGGACCUGCUGUGCUACUUCGUCAUCAUCCUCAACAACAUGGUCACAGCCUCGGUCAUCUCGAUCGUCCUGCCCAUCCUCAUCUUCCUGUGGGCCAUGCUCUCCCUCCCACGGCCCAGAAAGUCCUUCUGGAUGACGGCCAUCGUCUACACGGAGGUUAUGGUGGUGCUCAAGUACCUUUUCCAGUUUGGCUUCUUCCCCUGGAACAGCUACACCACCAUGGUGCGCUAUGAGGGGAAGCCUUUCUUUGCGCCUCGCAUCCUGGGCAUUGAGAAGACCGACAACUACAUCAAAUAUGACCUGAUCCAGCUCUUGGUGCUCUUCUUCCACCGCUCCCUGCUGCUGAGCUACGGCCUGUGGGAUCACGAAGAAGAGCUGCUGGCCAAACCUCAGCUGGAGUCAGAAGAAUCGCCAGAGGCGGCCAAAGGAAAGGAAGAGCCGGAGCCUUUGGCAUCGGCCAGCCCCGAGGAAGAGAUCGUGGUGUUGGAGGAGAAGACGGAGCCGGAGGUGAAGAAGGGGAUUCGUUCACGGUUCAGAAAGAAAAAGGAGGAGAAGAAGAAGAAGCAACUGAGCAAAUCUCCAGAGGAGCAAGGGGAGGCAGCCUCAGAGGUCCAGGAGCAGAAAGGAGAGGAGAAGGUGGUGGAGGAAGAGGAGGAGGAGAAGAAGAAGUCAGGGGCAUCCCGAGAAAAGCUGAAAGCUGCCAAACGCCAAGUGAAGCGCUUCUUUGAUUCUGCAAGAGAGCGCACCUUCCAGCCAGCCUGCCGGUUCUUCCAGGACAUCCUGCACAGCCAGUACCGCGCUGCCACGGAUGUCUACGCCCUCAUGUUCCUGGCUGAUGUGGUGGACUUCAUCAUCAUCAUCUUCGGCUUCUGGGCCUUUGGAAAACACUCGGCUGCAGCCGACAUCACGUCCUCCCUCUCUGAAGACCAGGUGCCCCAGGCCUUCCUGGUGAUGCUUCUGAUUCAGUUCUCCACCAUGGUGGUUGACCGGGCCCUCUACCUGCGCAAGAGCAUCCUGGGCAAACUCAUCUUCCAGGUCAUCUUGGUCUUUGGCAUUCACAUCUGGAUGUUCUUCAUUCUACCUGCUGUCACAGAGAGGAAGUUCAGCCAGAAUGCGGUGGCCCAGCUGUGGUACUUUGUGAAGUGCAUCUACUUCGGCCUCUCCGCCUACCAGAUUCGCUGUGGCUACCCCACCCGCAUCUUGGGGAAUUUCCUCACCAAGAAAUACAACUACCUGAACCUCUUCCUUUUCCAAGGGUUUCGCCUGGUGCCUUUCUUGGUGGAGCUGCGCGCUGUCAUGGACUGGGUCUGGACGGACACCACCCUGUCCCUCUCCAACUGGAUGUGUGUGGAAGAUAUCUAUGCCAACAUCUUCAUCAUCAAGUGCAGCCGUGAGACGGAGAAGAAGUACCCACAACCCAAGGGUCAGAAGAAGAAGAAGAUCGUCAAAUAUGGCAUGGGAGGCCUCAUCAUCCUCUUCCUCAUCUGCAUCAUCUGGUUCCCGCUGCUCUUCAUGUCCCUCGUGCGCUCCGUGGUGGGUGUGGUCAACCACCCCAUCGAUGUCACUGUGACCCUCAAAUUGGGGGGCUAUGAGCCCCUCUUCACCAUGAGCGCCCAGCAGCAGUCCAUCCAGCCUUUCACCCCGCAGGACUACGAACAGUUGACCAAUAAGUUUGAGCGGCAGCCGCUCGCCAUGCAGUUCAUCACCCAGUACGGCUACGAGGACGUUGCCUGGGCGCGCAUUGAGGGCAGCUCCGGAUCCCUGUGGAGCAUCAGCCCGCCCAGCCGUGAGCAGCUCUGGCAGGAGCUGCACAAUGGCUCCUCGGACAUCACUCUGCGCUUCACCUGGAACUUCCAAAGGGAUCUCAGCAAAGGAGGGAAAACGGAGUACACCUCCCAGAAGCACACCAUGGACCUGAGCCAGAAGAGUCUCGUGAGACAAAAUUUGGCUGGGAUGCUGCAGGGCACCCAUCGUGCCCCCGUGCGGAUAGCCCACCUCUUCCCACCCUACAUACGGGCGCCCAGCGGCCCCGAGGCAGACCCGGUUGAGCCCCUGCUCCCAGACGGAGAAGACAGCUACCUGGACGUGGAAGUGCAGCUGGAGCAGCAGCGGGUCAGGCCCGGGAACAGCAGCACCAGUUUCCUGGAGUGGUGGAUGAUCCAGCUGGCGGAGUGCCAGGCGGAGUGCCACAUCCUGCCCAUGGUCAUCUUCAGCGACAAAGUCAGCCCUCCCAGCCUGGGCUUCCUGGCAGGAUACGGGAUCAUGGGUCUCUACGUCUCCAUCGUGCUGGUGAUCGGCAAGUUCGUGCGAGGCUUCUUCAGCGAGAUCUCCCACUCCAUCAUGUUUGAGGAGCUGCCCUGCGUGGACCGCAUCCUGACGCUGUGCAGCCACAUCUUCCUGGUCCGGGAGACGGGAGAGCUGGAGCUGGAGGAGGAGCUGUACGCCAAGCUCAUCUUCCUCUACCGCUCGCCGGAGACCAUGAUCAAGUGGACCCGGGAGAAGGACUGAGCAGGGGAGGCCAGAACGGAAGGGAGCUCUCUUCGCCCCCAAAACAGCCCAGGGGGGAGGAGGUGCAGCCAGGCUGUGGACCCAGCCAGCUGCCGGUCCUGGACGCCGAGUCUUCCUACCCCCCCCCCCCCCCCCUCCCCCCCCGGACGCUCCGGGCGGGGCGGCCCCCCCCCCGUAACCGGGGCCACACCUGCAGCCCAAUGCAGCGGGGGGGGGGAGAGGGGGGAGACACAGGACACUUUUUGAAACACUUUCCCCUUUUUUACAAAAUCAAACGACACUACCGGCUCCCCCUCCUGGGCUCCUGCUUCCUUCCCCCUUGGCGACCAGGAGGCGUUUGGAAACGGCUGUCCUGCUGCCAAAAUGUCCAGAGCCCCCCCCCCACCUCUGCAGCCUCUGACCCUCCCUCCCUCUCUCCUCCCCUCUUGG